Eublepharis macularius is the source of this 3529-nucleotide messenger RNA. RefSeq names its product UBX domain protein 2B (gene UBXN2B). Gene Ontology annotation, cellular component: cytosol; nucleus. The record is from RefSeq and is a predicted model, not a curated record. NCBI's taxonomy places the organism in Eukaryota, Metazoa, Chordata, Lepidosauria, Squamata, Eublepharidae. Gene Ontology annotation, biological process: autophagosome assembly; membrane fusion; proteasome-mediated ubiquitin-dependent protein catabolic process. Gene Ontology annotation, molecular function: ubiquitin binding. The transcript has 9 exons. Bases 1 to 1122 code for a protein of 373 amino acids.
AUGGCGGACGACGGAGCGGCUACCGGGCAGCAAGAGAAGGAAGCGGCCGUUGGGGCAAGCGGGGCCCGGCGCGAGAAAGCGCCCCGGGGGAGCGGCCGACCCCCCACCGUCCGGGAUUUACAGCUUGCAUUGGCUGGUUUAUAUGAAGAUGAAAUUAAAAGACAACCAUUGCAAUCUGAUAAUCCAACAGCUAGAGUGGCCAGUCAUCCAAGAUUACCAGUUCAAAGUCUUAAAAUUGACUCCUUCAGAAGCUUGAGAAAACCAGAAAGAAGUAUGAGUGAUGACAAGGACAACCAAAGAUAUUAUUCAGGUGAUUCAGAAUAUAGGGGGCUCCAGGUAGUUGGAUCGUCUAAUAAAACUCCAAGCAAAAUUGUUGAUGAACUUUUCAAGGAAGCAAGAGAACAUGGGGCAGUCCCUUUGGAUGAAGUAUCAAGAGCUUCGGGGGAUUGUCAUAAAGCUAAAUCAUUUUCUGGUGGUGGAUACAGAUUGGGCAGCUCAUCUCGAAAGCGUUCUGAAUACAUAUAUGGAGAAAAUCAGCAUGGGCAAGAUAUUCAAAUAUUGCUUAAACUGUGGAGGAAUGGUUUCAGUUUAGACGAUGGAGAGCUGAGAUCUUACACAGAUCCAGUAAAUGCUGAGUUUCUUGAAUCUGUUAAAAGAGGAGAGAUUCCUGCAGAACUUCAACGAUUGGUGCAUGGAGGCCAAGUAAAUUUAGAUAUGGAAGAUCAUCAGGAGCAAGAAUAUAUAAGGCCUAGAUUAAGAUUCAAAGCUUUCAGUGGAGAAGGCCAGAAGCUUGGAAGCCUUACUCCUGAGAUUGUCAGCACACCAUCUUCACCUGAAGAAGAAGAAAAAUCCUUUGUUGAAGCUGUUGUUUUGAUUGAUGACUCCAUGCCAACAACUAAAAUUCAAAUUAGACUUGCAGAUGGAAGCCGUUUAAUACAAAGAUUCAAUCAAACACACAGAAUUUUAGAUAUUCGAAAUUUUAUUAUCCAGUCUCGUCCUUCAUUUGCAACCACGGACUUUGUUCUUCUGACUACAUUUCCCCAUAAAGAACUUACAGAUGAAAGCCUAACGCUAGAGGAAGCUGAUAUCCUGAACACUGUGAUUCUUCAGCAGCUAAAGUAAAUAUUGAAUGCAAUAUAGCAAGAUGGAGAAUGUGCCAUAUCAUUCUAUGCCAAUGCUUCCAGUAAGGUUGGGGGUGGGGGGGGAGGGAGGAAAGCAAGAAGAAACCAACAGUUUCUUAAGAAGAUCAAUCAGCUUUUAAUGCUGUUCUGUCUUCCAGUCACAAUUCAUCUGAAUUGGAUUUCAAGGAGCUUUCUUGAUACAAGUUAAUUUAUUUGAUACUCUUCCAAAACUACACUUGCAAAAACUGGUGUGAAUUUCACUAUUUAUUUUGGUAGAGAGUGGGAGGAGGGAUAAUUUGUUUUAAAGGAUGUAAAUGCAAUUUUGAAGUGACAGCUCUUUUUCUUGAGACUUGAUAAGACUUGAACUACAGAUAAACUUCAUGCUGCAUCAGCUAACAGCCAUUUUAAAAAAAUUUGAACCUUAUCAGUUUUGGUAUAUUUAAGUCCCAUUUAGAAGGUAUAUUAUGUCCCAAAUUGUGUUCAUAGGUUGAUUUCUUCCCACCUGUUUAGCAAGAUUUGAAUACAUUCUGUAAUGUUGUAGUGGUAAAAUAUUUGACUCAUUCAAGCAUUCUCCAUCAAUCUCAAGGAUGAUUUCAACUUUAAAACUGCUGAAUAGAUGUGGAAUUAGAGUAAGAACAUUUUAUAUGACAACUUCAUGUUGCAGAAUAUGAACCCUUUUAUAAGACAAAAAUGCAUGGUAGCAUAAUGGAUGAUUUUAAAAAUAAAAACCUCAGGGUCCACAGUUAAAAGUUCUGAGAGAGAUUCAUGGUCAUAUGAAAUAUACAUGAGGGCUAAUUUAUAUUCCCCCCUACUAUCCACUGUUUAUGGAGCAGAUGCUGUAUUUCAUGCACCUAAUCUACACACUCAUUUUUAAAUGCAUGGAUGGCUUCCCUUCUUCUAAAUUUAUACAGAAUUUUAUGCAUCUAAAAGUCCCAUUGGAAAACACACACACUCAAAUCUUGAGUGAGAUGUUUGUAUGGCUGGCUAUUCCUUUGGCAUUCUAAUUUUGCAGUUUCCAAUGGUGAUCGUGUCACACAAAUCAUUUCUCAAAGCUACGAUCUGAUGAAUCUCUGGUUGGCUGAUAUUAAGACCAUUUUCAUUGGUACUAGAUCAAGGCUUACCUUGUGAUUGUCCUCUAAUCUGAAUAAUAAGGGAGGGAUACACCCAGAGGGAUUGUGUGCAGCAGUUCAGAGCUGCUGUAAGGUUCCAAGUAGGAUUAUCCAAAUUCAGUUGUCAGCUCACAAGCAGUGACUUUCCUAUCCCUAGACCUGCAUCUUGCUCAGGUCAUCUUCCUGAGAACCCAUGAACCACCACCACCUCCCCCCAAAAAACUUGAAGGGGAAAGGAUCAUUCACUGUAUGCUGCAUCUACCUUUUGCAAAAGUCCAGUACAAAAUGAGUGCAGUCUCGGAGUCUUCUAGAAUAUGCAAGGAGACUUAUGGGAGGGGAAGUAUCUUUUUAGUCACUUCAUACCAGGCUUUUUUUUUUUAAAGAAACUUCAUACCAGGCUUUGAAGAAAAGAAGUAGCAGGAGGAAUUUGGUGUCUGCCACAAAUAAUGGCUGGCCACUAAGUCAAAUAAAAAAGGGUAACAGUUAGGAUUACAUAGAUAAGCACUCCCAAUUAACCACUGCAUGUAGAAAUCUGUUGAUUUGGAUCCACUGAAGUGUUUCUGUCCCAUGAAGUGCAACUUUCUCUUCUGCUGCAGCACCUUGCUCUGCAGCAGAAUGGUGAAGAUGAGAAAAAGUCACAUUCCAUGGGCAGAAAUCCUUCCAUCUUCAGAAAUGCUCUGGUGGAUUACCUAGUUUGAGGACUAGGUAAUUGUAUGAGGGUACACAAUUAGAACUAUGUAGCUGUGUAUUCAAAUUGUUCCAUAUCUUCAGAUCACCAUAUGUUAAAAUUUGUCUGACAUUGAAUUACAGAGUAACACCAAAACAAUGCAACCAAAUGUAGUUUCUAUUAAUACUGUAAAAAGUUGAUUAGUUUAACAUGAGGAACUACUAGGAAAGGUACCUUUGAGGUAGUCUGUACAUGCUAUAUAACUCAUGUUCCAUGUUCGUUAAAAAUACAACAGAAUUGCUUUUAAAGUACACCUUUUCAAAGGAAGACAUGGAAGAAGUGGGCUGUGUUUAUGUCCCUUUAUGAACGUUGUAAAUAGUCUUUUCUGUACAUGUGAAUGUAUAAUUUUGCCACUUGGAUAGCUUUUGCUUGUGUCAGUAAUUUAUUUUACUAUUCCCCACAUUAAUGUUGGCUCAUGUAUUCAUACUUUUCAGAGAUACAACCUUUUAAGGGCAUCUUUGAAAAGUUUUCUUUGAAAGCAAAAGAAUAUUUUGUAAGUCCAAUGUCUGCACGUUUUAACCAAUCCCAAAGUCUUCAUGUGUGUUAAUCAAUAAAGAACAUGCUUUUAUUGA